AUGCAUUUAUAUCGUUUUGCAAGUCAAAUUCUUAAUGAAAAAGAAUUCGAUCUUAGAUUAUUACGUCUAGGUCGUUUUCAACCUUGGGGAUUUCGAUUUAAUAAAAAUCAAGGACGUUUAUGGGUAUCUGAACAACAACCUCAACAGAAACCAGUAAAUGCCAAAGAUAAUAAUGAUGUUGAACCAGAAGAAGUUGAUUACAGUUUUAUGAAUCUACCAGUUCGUGAAAGACGAAAACUUUUUCUUGGUGGAGGUCAACCGCCCAGUAUUCAAAGAGGUUAUCUACAUUCAUUAACAAUGCCAAGAAAAAGAAACGAUGUAAACAGUUUUCAUAAUCGAUAUGAAACUCAAUCAGAAUAUGGUGGAACAGAUCAUAACUUUGGAUGGGAUGCUCCAGUAACACCAACAUGGGUUAGAGAAAAUCGUACAACCAAUACUAAUGAACCAGUAAAAUCAAGAUCGACUAAAACAUUCAGUUUGUCUACAAUGCCAUCAGAAAAAUCAUUUCAACAACAAUUCACUCAAUACGUUGCUGGACCACCUUCACCUCGUUACAAUCAGAACCCACCUGCUACUACAAACUAUUUCAAUACUGUGCAACCAAAAUCCAAUUAUAAACAAAACUAUCCUCAAUACUCUGCAACUAUACAUGUUCAAGAUUCACAUCCAACUGGGAACAUAACAUCUGGACGAGUGUACAAUGGAAGCUCAACACGUAUCUACCCAGCCAAACAAUAUAAUUCAAGUUCAUCACCUGUUAGACCAAUUACACCUUCAUCAGUCUAUCCAUCAUACAAUUCGUACAAUUCAAUAUCACGUGGUUCCAGCAGAGUUGUACAACCUCUGCGUGUAAAUGUAUACAACAGCGAUAAUGCAUCUACGGUAUACAGUCCACAGAGAAAAGUAGAAAGUUCUCCCAACUGGAAUCCUAGUUCACCUAUUUAUCCAGCAUAUCCAGCCUAUAUGGAUAAAUCAAAUCAUGUUGAUAUUCAGCCUUUACGUUAUAGACGAGAGCAAUCUGUUCGACCAGUAACAAUCUAUUCAACAAAUAAUCCAUCAACUAAUACAACAAUUGAAACGAAACAAGUAUGGAAAGCUAUACCAGCUCAGAAUUGGUUAGAUACACAAAGAACAGUACGUAGUGGUACAUUUAUAACUACAACGAAGAAAAUUCCUAGUGGACGACGCCCAGAUAUUAACAAUGAACCAUCAGGUGUGUCAGAGUUUUAAAUAUCAAUAUCUGUUUGGAAUUAACAACAAUAACACUAGAUAACUA
Messenger RNA from Schistosoma margrebowiei, 1276 nucleotides. NCBI's taxonomy places the organism in Eukaryota, Metazoa, Platyhelminthes, Trematoda, Strigeidida, Schistosomatidae. The record is from the annotation of a GenBank genome assembly.